Molecule: messenger RNA, 2221 nt
Organism: Biomphalaria glabrata
Lineage: Eukaryota; Metazoa; Mollusca; Gastropoda; Planorbidae
Product: collagen alpha-1(XII) chain-like
Exons: 10
Coding region: 193-2112 (639 amino acids)
Source: RefSeq, a predicted model, not a curated record
UUAACGCACCUAUUACUAUAUAUUCCUCAUCUUCAUUUAGCCACCUUAGCUUACCUGGAGGCUCUUUUGCAGUCUGUGGCCUUUGGAAGUAGCGUGCUGUUCUUCUCGGCUGCUCCACAUUACCAUACAGAGUGUUGAUUAUGCUGUUUUUUUUUUUUUUGAGAACAUAAGAAAUACGAGCUGACUAUCACAAUGUUUCAGCUAGUGGCCAUUGCGUUAUCACUCUUAUCCAUGGCGUCAUUUAUUGAAGCGGGUGUCAUUAGAACCUGCGAUAUCAAACUUGGAGACAUUUUAGUUGUAAUGGACGCCUCGUCCUCCAUCGGGUACAAAAACUUUGAGGUUCAGAAGAACUUCGUAGCCAAUGUAACUGGGGCUUUUAGUGUCAGUCCAACUGAAGUUCGUUUUGGCGCUCUGAUAUUUGACACAAAUCCAACCAAAAAGUUUGACUUGAAAGACUACUUGGACAACGAUUCUUUAAGCAAAGCAAUCCUGUCAAUAAAAUAUCCAUACCUUAAUGGUACUAACACUCACAGGGCUCUUAAAGAAAUUAUAAGUCAGAAAAUGUUUGGCACAGAAGCGGGCGGUAGAGACACGGCGCCAAACAUUGUGAUAGUACUGACUGAUGGACUUUCAUCAUAUCCAGAGAAAACUAAACUAGCCGUACAAGAAGUCAAAUCUCAAAACAUCACCAUUAUAGCCAUCGGCAUUGGGCCUCAUCAAUCCAAGGCUGAGCUCGGGAUUAUAGCCAGCGAUCCAUCGUUAGUGUUCUCUGUGACUGACUACAGCGUGUUGUAUAGAAUAGAGAAAGAUCUUUCAAAGAUAGCAUGUGAAGUAGUCACGUCAACUACUACAACGACGACAGUAGCGCCAACCACAGAGAGGCCGACCUGCCCCACACAGCCAACAACUACCACCACAGAGAAGCCGACCUGCCCCACACAGCCAACAACUACCACCACAGAGAAGCCGACUUGCCCCACACAGCCGACAACGACAACAACCACUACUUCAACAACCACAACACCGACAACGACUACAACAACAACCACUACAGAGAAACCAACCACCACUACAGAGGAACCAAUCACCACUACAGAGGAACCAACUACCACUACAGAGGAACCAACCACAACUACAGAGGAACCAACUACCACUACAGAGGAACCAACCACCACUACAGAGGAACCAACCACGACUACAACAACUACAGAGGAACCAACCACCACUACAGAGGAGCCAACCACCACUACAGAGGAACCAACCACAACUACAACAACUACUGAGGAACCAACCACAACUACAACAACUACAGAGGAACCAACUACAACUACAGAGGAACCGACCACAACUACAGAGGAACCGACCACAACUACAGAGGAACCGACCACUACCACAACAACAACAACUACAACAACAACAACUACAAAGACGACAACAACACCUUACACAAGACCCCCCAGCCCGCCACCCACACCCACGCCAUGUAAAAACACCACUAAGGCGGACAUCCUCCUCGUCAUCGACGCCUCCACCAGCAUUGGACCAACCAAAUGGCUAAAUCAAACUCUCUUCGCUUCUACUGUGACAAGCUAUUUUAACGUUGGACCCGAGGAAGUCCAGUUCGGAGCUUUGAUUUUCAACGCUGCACCGGUAAAACUGUUUGAUCUGAAGACUUAUUCGGACCAUGCCUCACUCAGUAAGGCUUUGCUGGACGUCAAGUAUCCAAACUUCUCUGGGACGUUCACCCACAAGGCCCUUGAUGCUGUCCACGACUGGAAGAUGUUUGACGAGGCCGCAGGUGGUCGAGCUGAUGCACCCAACAUUGUUAUCCUUAUGACCGACGGGAUAUCACAGAACACGACAAAGACCGUGCAGGCAGCCAACAACUUAAAGACGUCUCUUAAUGCCACCAUCCUUACGGUGGGCAUAGGGAAAGACGUGAAUAAAGAUGAACUGAACGCAGUGGCCAGUGACAGCAAGUACGCCUUCUUCUCACAGGACUACAUCGUCCUGGACUAUAUAAGCAGAGACCUGAUUAGUAUCACCUGUAAUACAGCGACACUCCUUCAAUCUCUGUACCGAGCAAAAGUAGAGCCCAGUGUGGACUCAUAACAGAACUGCCGUAAUUUCAUUUUGAUUUAUUAUUGGUUGAAAUAUUUUAAAGAUAGAAUUUUAAAAUAAGAUUAUACACCUCUAAAAAAAAAUAAAGAAUAUAAUAUUA